This is a messenger RNA of Haplochromis burtoni (Burton's mouthbrooder), 1396 nucleotides long. RefSeq lists its product as uncharacterized. The record is from RefSeq and is a predicted model, not a curated record. The transcript has 7 exons. NCBI's taxonomy places the organism in Eukaryota, Metazoa, Chordata, Actinopteri, Cichliformes, Cichlidae. The coding region runs from base 453 to 1295 and encodes 280 amino acids.
UAAACGACGGGCCGGACAUUUUCUGAUGACAGCGAAAAGAAUCAAACAAUUAAGUCACUAGACAAGUGUACUUAAUCAUGUGGCAGGUGAGUGAACACAGCUUUGUAUUAAACAGUUUUUAUUUUGACAGGAAGCCCCUCAGUGUUGAGCUUUCUGUCAGUGUCACUGCUCCUUUAGUAGGUGAGUUGCAGAUGGAUCUCACUGCUUUAUACAAUGAAACAGCAGCCAGUUAUAUAAGAUUAGUUAACUCCAAACUCUGUUUUGGAAGAAAAAAAGUUUCAAGAAAAUGUAAAACGAAACCAUAAAUAAAUGGACAAAAAAAACCCUGUGAAAGCAGAGGAGUGUGGGUUUGAGGGAGGGACCACAACAAGAAGCGACAGUUAGAAGUUCCUGGUUUGCAAACGGAGAAGAAAGAGAAGCAGCAUUAACCAUUAAGCCGUCAGAACCUGGAGAUGAAACUCUGUCACAUUUUGUUCUGCUUAAUCUUCCUCUACCUGCAGGAUGGAAACACUGGACUUGCCAACGCUGAAACUCUCGUCUAUGAAGGAGUGGAAGGAGGAAACAUCACAGUCGAAUGUAAAUUUUAUUUCCCAGGAAGUACGACAUUGUUCUGCAAAGACAAAUGUGAAAAAGGAAACGUUCUCAUUGAAACAACUGAUUACACAGCUCAGAGCGGCAGAUACAGCAUUACAUUUGUAAGAAAGAAUUUACUGUUAAAGGAUAUUGUGUACGUGAGCAUCACACAGCUGAACAAGUCUGAUUCAGGAUGGUACAGGUGCACACUGGACACAAGUUUACAACCAUGUGAUUUUCAGCUUGUCAUCACAGGAGCUACAAACAUUUCAACACCUCAUCAGCCUUUAUCAACAUCAACAUUUCUCCUGUCGGCCUCCACAACAACAACAAACUUCACUUCAGCAAGUUUCGUACCUCUGGCCUCCUCUGAAGUCUCCAGACAGCCUCAAACAGCUGCAGGUUCAGAUAAGCUGCUUCAUGUGACUCUGAUUCUGGUCGCUAUGAUCACCAUCUUAUCAGCAGCUUUGCUGAUUUUCUACAAAAACAGGAAGAAUAAACCAAAAGGAUCUUCUAUGAAAACUGAUCAUGCUGACAUCACACAGGCCAACUGGCUUUAUGGAAACAUCACAGAGGAUGAAACUCAGAACCGUGUAACUCCUGUGCGGGUGUCUUCAGUUUAUGACUACCCCGAAGGCUCGCAACCAGAUGGAGUUGAAAACCAAGAGCUCUACAGCCUCGUCACCGCUCCUCAGAACACAGUAAAUAGAAUCAUGGUUUGAUUUUAAACUCUGGCAUCAGAAACAAUGAUCGGUGCAACGUUUUGGGCAGUAAAGUAAUUCACUAGCUGUCUUGAUCGAUCUGUUAUACUGUCUCUUAUAUU